Rotaria sordida is the source of this 2049-nucleotide messenger RNA. The record is from the annotation of a GenBank genome assembly. Lineage: Eukaryota; Metazoa; Rotifera; Eurotatoria; Philodinida; Philodinidae.
AUGACAAGUGAAAACAACAACGAUUUAACCAACAACUUCGCUAUCAUCUGGUUAGAUGGUACUAUUGAAAAGACCAGCGGUAAUCGAGAGACAAAAGCACUUUUACGACAGCUGGUUAAAUGUCGUUUACUAACAUUUGAUGAUCCAGAUAAAUGUAUUGAUCAUAUAUCCGAUGAACCAACAACAAAACGAGUAUUUCUUAUUGUUUCCAAUGCAUUUGGUCAAAAGGUUAUACCACUUAUACAUGAUUUACCACAUUUACAAGGGACAUACAUAUUCUGUGGUGACCAAAAAAGUGCUGAGAUAUGGGCUAAACCAUAUUCAAAAGUCUCUGGUAUAUUCACAAGAAGAGCAGAACUAUUAGAUAAAAUUGGUAAUGAUGUUGGUAUGCUUAAUAAAGAUGAAGAUUUACCAAUGAGUAUAUUUCAUCUUACGGAACAAGAAAAUUCAUUACAGCAAUUAAGCAAAGAAAGUGCAACAUUUAUGUGGUAUCGGUUAAUAUUAAUAGUUCUUCGAUUAAUAGCAAAGUUCGGUGAUUCAAAAAAUGAAAUGAUUGCUGAAUGUCGAGCAGCUUAUCAUAACAAUGAAGCCGAACAAAAGAAAAUAAAUGAUUUUGAGCGAAACUAUUGUGCAAAAGAAAUAUUUUCGUGGUAUACAAAAGAUAGUUUUGCAUUUCGAUUAUUGAACAAGGCUUUACGAACACAAAAUAUUGAAGUUAUAUUUAAAUUUCGAUUUUUCAUCAAUGAUCUUCAUAAUCAAAUCGAACAACUUUAUCAUCGAUAUUUAGAAGAUCAUUCUUCUAGUAUUGAUCAUCAUGAUAUAAGAGUUUAUCGUGGUCAACGUUUAAAUAUGACAGAAGUUGAUAUACUUAAACGUAAUGUAAAUGAACUUAUUUCAAUGAAUAGUUUCUUAAGUACUACAUUUAAUAAAAAAUUAGCUAAAGUUUUUGCUGGUACAAAUGAUCAAUCGAAUGAAUCAUCAUCAUUACAAUCCGUUCUUUUCAUAAUUGAUAUAUGCAAUAUGAAUAAAGAGAUGGCACCAUUUGCAAUCCUUGAAAACUCGCCGUGUUCUCAAGAUAAUGGAGAAGAAGAAGUACUUUUUUCGAUAUGUGCUAUUUUUCAGAUCCGAUCAGUUAAACAAGAAGACGACAUGUGGUAUGUUCAUUUACAAUUAACUAAAGAACAAAACGAACUUAGUCAAAAUCUUUCGAAAUAUAUGAUGAACCAAAUUAGUUCGGAACCAGACCCAUUAUCAUUCGGUUGGUUUCUUUUUCGAAUGAGUGACUAUGACAAAGCUGAACGUUAUACGAAAUUAAUGCUUAAACAACUUCCAUCGAAUGAUAAAGGAAUUGGAGAUGCUUACAACUUAAUUGGUCUCAUCUAUUAUGACACUCAUCGUCUCGAGCAAUCCGUUGAAUGUUAUGAGAAAGCCCUUGAUAUUUAUACUCAAUUGAAUUGUUACAAUAGUUUACAAGUUAUUGCUACUCAUUAUAAUCUUGGUUUGGUUUAUUUGACAUUAGGAGAAACUCGAAAUGCAGAAGACCAACAGAUACAAGCCGAAGAGAAGUUUUUCAAUUCCUCACAACCAAAAGAUUCAUUAGUCAUAACUGCAAUAAAAGGUCUUAAAGCUAAAAUUCAAGCAGAAUAUGGUAAUGAUGCAAAUGCUUUGAAAAUUCUUGAAUUAGUUUUAAAGGAUAAAAUGCAGAGACUACCAGCAACUCAUCCUUCAAUAGCAUCAACAUCGAAUACAAUAGGUAUUGUGUAUGAAAAAAUGGACAAUAAUGUAAAAGCACUUGAAUAUUUUAGAAAAGCAUUAGAAAUUGGGAAGAAAGGUUUAACAAUCAAUCAUAAGGAUUUAGCUGAGUAUCAUACAAAUAUUGCUCGUAUUUAUGACAAACAGAAACAAUUUCAACUUGCUUUACAACAAUAUGAAUUAUCAUUAGAAAUUAUGGAGAAUUACCGAGAUGAAGAAUAUGAGAAGAUUUCUAUAUUAAAUACAAAUAUCAUCGAGAUGAAAAACAAAUUACAUUUGUCUCAAAUUUACGGAUGA